AUGAACGCUAACAACUGCAUACCUCCUUCAGAAAACCUACAAGUUCACAGAUUAAUGAAUUUCAGCCUAAUUGUGGUACCUCGCUGGGAAAGAAGUUUGGGCUAUCACACCAAGGUAUCAAGAAAAGAUGAAGCAUUUUUGGAAAAAUUGGAUACCAUACUAAUCGCAAAAACUACGAGCUUCCUGUAUCACUUUGAAGUAAAUAUGGAAAGAUUGAGAACAGUUCAUUUUACAGAUGUAACUGCACACAUUUAUUGUUUGUAA
Trichobilharzia regenti is the source of this 264-nucleotide messenger RNA. NCBI's taxonomy places the organism in Eukaryota, Metazoa, Platyhelminthes, Trematoda, Strigeidida, Schistosomatidae. The record is from the annotation of a GenBank genome assembly.